Molecule: messenger RNA, 2680 nt
Organism: Trematosphaeria pertusa
Lineage: Eukaryota; Fungi; Ascomycota; Dothideomycetes; Pleosporales; Trematosphaeriaceae
Exons: 4
Coding region: 130-2580 (816 amino acids)
Biological process (GO): DNA-templated transcription; regulation of DNA-templated transcription
Molecular function (GO): DNA binding; DNA-binding transcription factor activity, RNA polymerase II-specific; zinc ion binding
Source: RefSeq, a predicted model, not a curated record
GCAUUGCCGCGUCGUCAUCGGACCCUCUGCGCACCCAACGCCUCGGCGCCUGCCCUUGCCUUGUCCGCCUUGAUAAGACGGCGCCGAAUUCGUGGGAAAGAGGACCGCACCCUCGCCGAGCCCGAAGCCAUGUCUUCGAAUCCGCUCAGCUUCACAUCCGCCAACUAUGCGCCGUCGGCGGGCGCCUCGAGGAAAGUCGCGAUUCCACGCCUACAGCGUCGCAGCCCGCCCCACGGCGCGUCCAAAGACAGGCGGCGAGUGCGCCGCGCCUGUACCGCCUGCCGCGCCCACAAGAUCAAAUGCUCCGGAGACGCUCCAACAUGCAGGCACUGCAACUCCACCGGUCGCGAGUGCAUGUACAUCAUGCCGCGCAGGGACAGGCUCAAGAUUGUCACGGAUCGAUGCGUUGAGAUGUCCGACCUCCUCAGGGCGCUGAGGAAGUGGGCCAGCGAGGAGGACAAUGCGAAGAUUGAGGAACUGCUCGGCGCGGUCGAAGAAGACACUCCCGACACGCGGCAGGAGGCUAGCACGCCUUCCAUCCCCGACACUGAUGGCGACGACUGGACCUCAUCCAGAGUCAUGCUGGAUGCCGACGUUGUCCCCGCGCACGACCAGGCAGACGCCGACUACCUCGAUCUUUUGGAUGAAAACCUCCAUGAAAACGACCAGUCGCGAGCCACGGGUUUCGUGGGCAAGAAUUCCGAGGUCCAGUGGCUGCGGAAUUUGCUGAACUUCGAACGGUGUGAGGAGGAUCCGGCAAAGGCGUCCAUGUCUCAGCAACGAGGCUCGCACGCUCCCGGGGGCGGUAGUGAGCAGGUGAGCGCCGUCACGUUUUACUUGGACAGCGAAAACGUCGACCUGGACUUUUUCGAAGAGCCGUCCGAGCUGCCAGAGCCAGACGCGGCGGAGCGGCUGCUAGGUGUCUACAUGGACAAGGUGCACGACUCCUUCCCGAUACUCCCCAGAAGACUGUUUGAAGACCAGUUCCGCAAGUACUUCAACGCACAGCGCAACGGAAAUGCGCCGCGUCUGAACCCCAAGUGGCAGGCCAUCCUGAAUCUGGUCUUUGCCAUUGGAGCCAAGUACUCGCACCUGGUCAAGGCCGGCUGGCGAGCUGACGAGCGAGAUCACCUCGUCUACCAGGCAAGGGCGCGUGCCUAUGGUUGGAACGAGGCCACCCUCUCGCAGCAUCCCGAUGUGCCGCAGAUCCAAGUGGCCGGCUUGUUGGCCUUCUACUAUCUCUCCGUAGGACAGGUCAGCCGAGCCUGGGUGGUUGUCGGCCUGGCAUUGCGCUUUGCGUACUCGCUCGGUCUCCAUGUUCGCAAUCAGGAUCCCUCAGCUUCCGCGCCGAAGCGAGAAGUUCUAGUGCGGGUAUGGUGGAGUCUAUACUCUCUCGAGCGCCAACUCAGCAUCAUCACAGGUCGCCCCAGCGUAGUCGUCGACUCGUGCUGCUCCGUCCCGUUGCCGAUGCCCUUGUCAGAAGACCAGAUAUCGGGAGAAUCGAGUGCCGUGAAUCGCAUGCGAAGGCCUAGCUCGUCUUCUACCACGUCUUCCGCGACGACAAGUCCAACGUUUGCAUCGCCGCGUUCGGCUUCCUGGACGGAUUUCCCUCAAACGCCCAUGGGCUUUGGAGCCGUGGAGGCCAACUCUGGGGCGUACUUUAAGGCUACCGUCCAGAUGGGCAUCAUAACUCAAAGCAUUCUCUCGUCACUCUACACCGCUGGAACAAUGAUACGUUCUGCGAGCGAGAUCCAGCGGGAUAUCAUCCAGCUCGGCCGGCGCCUCGAUGAAUGGGCCACAUCGCUUCCCGCUGAAUUCAACUUCCAGAUUCGGCGCUCGGGAGUGAGUACACCAUCGCGCGCCUUUUUUCGAGAGCGUACGCUGCUCGGCUUCCAGUUCUGCAGUGCCAGGGUGCUCCUCACACGUCCUUGUCUCGGCGGUCUAUGGCUCCCGGGAAAGGAUGGAAAAGACGCGACAGUCCCUAUUAGCUUUUUCCGGAACAUGGCAGUCAUCUGCGUCGACGCUGCCAAGAUGGAAAUUGACUUUCUCCCCGACCAGCCAAAUCCGCUCUUUGUCUACGAGUACGGGCCGUGGUGGAACAUUGUGCACCACGUGAUGCAGGCCUUCACUUCCUUUCUCCUUGCGCUCUCGUACUCGCAAUUGGCUCCCCCGGACAGCCACGUGUUGGCAGGGUACGCGAAGAAGUCGAUUCGCUGGCUGCGAUCCAUGAACGAUCCGCUCGCGGCACGCGCUUAUCGAGUGGCGUUUAAAUCUCUCGAGCUCGUGGCAAACAGGCUCUCGCUGGACGUCUCGGACUUGUGGCGAGAGCAUUCGCUGGCCUUUCCAAAUACUGGACCGGUGGUCGAAGUGGACAGGCACUUUGAUAUGGAGCCUGUUCCGAUGCUGACCGCAGCCGGCUCCGUUCCGUCGAUGCCGAUGUCCUUCGCCGCCAUUCCCAUCUCAGUGCCGCAUUCUGCUGGCCCGAUGCUGUCGUCAUAUAGUCCUGUGGCGGCGAGCCCGACGUUUGCUCCUCCGGGAGGCCCCGUAUUCGACGAUCCGUUCUAUCGCAGAACGGGUUGAGGCGUUGUCGGGGCAGCACUUCGACUGGGCUUUGAUAGAAUCAUGGCUCAAUAGACCAAAAAAACGGAGGGCGCUCGCGGUGGUGGUGGUUCUGGGAACC